Messenger RNA from Zea mays, 1814 nucleotides. RefSeq lists its product as uncharacterized. The record is from RefSeq and is a predicted model, not a curated record. The transcript is spliced from 2 exons. NCBI's taxonomy places the organism in Eukaryota, Viridiplantae, Streptophyta, Magnoliopsida, Poales, Poaceae. The coding region runs from base 533 to 964 and encodes 143 amino acids.
AACUGAUUAGAUGAUAUAUUGAAAAAUGCAAGGAAUUCGCGUGGGUAACCAAGGAUGACAUGUUGGAGAAUUUUUUCGAGAACAAGGAUUUAUUCAACUUAAACUUAUAAAUGUUGCUGGCCCAUCAUCAAGGUCGAUCUUUCAGCAAUAAUACACUAUCGUCAUAGCCAGAGAUUCUAAAACUUCGACCUACUCAACACGGCAAACAUCAUCUUGAUGUUGAAGAAGGAGGGUGUGGAAAAAUCGAGGACUUCAGACCAAUCAGCCUAAUUCAUAAUGUGGCUAAGCUUUUUUAUGAAACUGUCCUUGCUUAGGCUGGCCCCAGUAAUAGCGGACAUCAUAUCCAAGUGCUAAAGUGCCUUCAUCAAGGGUAGAAGCAUCCACGACAAUUUUCUUUAUGUAGUUUAGCGCAGAGAUUCCACCAAAAUAGUUCUCCAAUGCUUCUCAUCAAGGUAGACAUCAUGAAAGCUUUUGACUCUGAUAGGUGGGACUACCUUCUACUCCUUUUAACUCGUCUUGGCUUCCUUGCUAGAUGGAGAAGCUGGAUUGCAUCGGUGUUGUCAACAACCUCGUCCUAGAUACUGCUCAAUGGAAUUCCGGGGCAAUUGUUCUUCCAUGGAAGGGCCUUGAGGCAAGGAGACCCCCUUUCGCCUUUGCUCUUUGCCUCAAUGCACCAGAUAACACAAUCGCCUUCAUAAAGCCCAUCAAAAGUGAGUUAGAUGCCAUGGACUACAUGCUACGGCGCUUUGGGCUGGCAUCUUAUCUAUGUAUGAACAUUCAAAAAUCAUCAUUCCUAGCCAUUAGAUGUAACAAUGUGAACCUUGAUGAAACUAUGUGCAAAUUCCCUAUGGUAAGAGAGAACUUCACAAUUAAGUAUCUUGGCUUACCUUUGACGAUUAACACAUUAAGGAAAAUGGACUUCCAAUACCUGAUGGACAAGGUACAAAGCAAGAUGACAACAUAGAAAGGACACAACAUUACCCAUGUUGGAAGACUUAUCCAAACAAAAUCAGUGAUCUCCACGUAGCCGUCGCACACGCUAACCAUUCAUAUUGUCCCUAAGGGUGUGCUACAGAUUAUUGACAAACUAAGAAGAAGGUUCCUCUGGGUAGGGGAAAGUCUAUUGGGUGGAAAAUGUAUAGUCAACUAGGCAACGGUUACAUGUCCGAUCAACCUUGGCGGCCUAGGAGUACUUGACAUUUAUAGGUUUGCUAGAGCACUAUGGCUACAUUGGCUUUAAAGCUAGACGUCCCCUGGGUGGGGCUUGAAACGCCUUGCAACAAGACCGAUUAUUUAAUCUUCGCAACAACUAAAAAAAUUAAAAUUGGGGAUGGAUAAAAAAUUCCUUCUGCCACAAUGCUUGGACCCAAGGUGAACACCCAAAAGACAUCUCACCUAGCUCUGGACUUGCAAUCGAUGGAGCUCACCCAGAACAUAGAAGACGUGUUGAUGUGGACCUUCAAUAGCACAGGUUCCUACACAACAACAUCAGCCUACAAAGCACAGUUUGUGGGGUGCUAUGACGUUCACAUCAAGAUGAUUCUCUGGAAACCCUGGGCACCUUUGAAAUGCAAGCUUUUUGCAUGGUUGAUCAUUCAUAAUAGGAUUUGGACUUCGGACAGACUACAAACCUGUGGAUGGCCGCAAAACCCUUGUUGCCCCUUAUGUAGGCGCAUGUCGGAGACCGCCCCACACCUCAUUGUUGAAUGUUGAUUCCCAAGGAGGAUAUGGGAGGCCACAGGAGGUUGGCUGUCUCUCGAGCCCCUCCAUCCUGUAUCAUGGAAGACCUCAAAGUCGGUAAGAGGUUGGUGGUU